AUGUAUGCCAGGAAGUGGUUAUCAAAUAAGCUGGAAGUCUUGCAGAGCAUUCCAUCUUCAGACUGCGCCACCGAAGUUGAUCUUGAUCGUGGUAAGUCACCUCAAGUCAAAACCCUAGGAGUCUUUUGGUCCCCCGUGAAGGAUGUGUUUAAGUUUCAAGUGAACCAGCCUGCUGAAAAACGUGACAAAACGAAACGAAACUUUUUGAAAGGGAUAGCAACAUUGUUUGACCCUCUUGGCCUGUUAACACCAUACACUGUCCGAGCCAAGAUCCUGCUUCAAGAAAUGUGGGCGAGUGGUGUGGACUGGGAUGAGCCCGUUGGUGAAAACUUGUCACAGCAGGCAAUACAAUGGUUCAAUAAAAUGCCAGCACUGUACAGCCUUAAGGUUCCGCGAUGCCUGAGAGAUCCCACUACUAUUGAAGAGAUGACCAUGCACACUUUUGUGGAUUCAUCCCAAGAAGCAUAUGGUGCAGCCUGUUAUGUUAGACACCUUUACAAGGAUGGAACUGUUUCUUCCCGCCUUGUGGCAUCAAAAUCGCGUGUUGCACCACUCCAAGCCGUUAGCAUACCAAGAUUGGAACUCAUGGCGGCUGUUGUAGGACUCAAACUUGCAGAAACCGUAGGACAGGUGCUUUGCAUUGACAAGAGCAAAUGGGUCUUCUGGUCUGACAGCAUGGAUGUACUUCACUGGAUUCGAGGUCAGAGUCGAAAGUUUAAACCAUUUGUGGCUAAUCUCGUUGGGGAAAUCGAGGCGUCGACAAAUCCGGAGCAGUGGAGAUUUGUGCCGACUAAGCAGAACCCGUCUGACUUACUUACAAGAGGGCUUAGUGUCUCCGCUCUUGCUGAAGAAGACAAAUGGUGGAGUGGUCCCACCUUCCUGAAGCAGGACCCUUCUGAGUGGCCAGAGAACAAAAUUGAAACCAAGAGAGUGUUAGAUGUCGAGAUGCGGAAGUCGCACCAGAUGAAGAGACGUACUGAGGAAAGAGCAUUCCUUUCUUCAAGCAGUGAAGACCGAUUAGAACCACGAAGAUACUCAAGUUGGAUCAUGGCUGCGCAGAAAACAGCUGUGUUGUUGAUACUGAUGCGAACUACAGCACGUCUGUUCGCCGAUGGCUACUCCAGAAAUUCUCAUUUUUCCUAUUUCGUAACCUUUAACAAUAAGAGGCUCAAAGGAUACAUUUUCAAACGGUCUGACUCACCCAGUUUGUUAUCGUGCGGUCAAGAAUGUCUGAGAAACACCUGGUGUAGUUGCACCAACUUCAAGUUGUCUCUCAAGAAGAAAAGCAUUGAAGGAACUUGUGAACUGAACAAGCACGACAUCUCUGUUGUGAGCGAAAGAAGUAGUAACUUCGCUGAUCAGGAAGAAACGACUUUCACAUUGCUUUUAAAG
Messenger RNA from Stylophora pistillata, 1392 nucleotides. RefSeq names its product C-type lectin domain family 4 member A. The record is from RefSeq and is a predicted model, not a curated record. NCBI's taxonomy places the organism in Eukaryota, Metazoa, Cnidaria, Anthozoa, Scleractinia, Pocilloporidae.